AUGCCACCCGUCCCUGAAUGGGUAAAGGCUUUGAACCCUCCCGGUCCGCAGGGCUCGGAGCUUCUACAGCAGGAGCGAGACCGCUCCAAUGUCUCCGUGAAUAAGCUGGCGGAAUUGGUUCAUACCAAAGAAGUGCUGGACCGACAGGAUAAAAUUCUAGCCGUCAUGGAAAAGGAGAAAGUUUUUGAUAAAUCACAAAUUCUUUCUAUGGGCCGUGUAGAACGGAUAAAAGCAUCCCUUGGUAAGGCUAAGCGCAUCCAACAAUUAAGGGAACAGCACAAUUGGACAGACGACGAAUUCAUCAUGGCCAAUGACCUUCUGAGCGAGCCCACUCCUUACGGACUCCACGCAAGCAUGUUCCUGGUGACUCUCAGAAAUCAAGCCACACCAGAGCAAAAAAAGCUGUUCCUGAGACCAGCGGAACGCUAUGAGAUCAUUGGCUGCUACGCUCAAACUGAGCUAGGCCAUGGAUCUAACGUCCAAGGUCUCGAGACCACAGCAACCUGGGACCCUACAGACAGAACCUUUGUUAUGCAUUCCCCGAGCUUAACAGCUUCCAAAUGGUGGAUUGGCUCUCUUGGCAAAACCGCGAAUCAUGCCGUUGUGAUGGCUCAGCUUAUUAUUGAGGGCAAGAGCUACGGCCCUCAUCCAUUCAUCGUACAAAUCCGCGACCUGAAGACUCAUGAGGCUCUUGAAGGAGUCUAUGUUGGUGAUAUUGGACCUAAGUUCGGCUACAACACCAUGGACAAUGGAUUCCUUCUUCUGAACCAAGUGAAAAUUCCACAUGUGAACAUGUUGGCACGGUUCUCGCAUGUUGACCCCAUUACAAACAAGUACGUGCGUUCUGCCGCAUCUACUUUGGUCUAUGGUACAAUGACCUGGGUUCGGUCUACAAUUGUACUGCAAUCGGGCAAGGUCCUAGCCCGAGGUGUAACGAUUGCUACGAGAUAUUGCGCUAUCCGAAGACAGUUCCAGGACCGUGAUACAACGGAUAAGUCUUCCGAUGAGAACCAGGUUCUCAACUACAAGAUGGUCCAAAUCCGACUUCUUCCCCUACUUGCUGCUACCUUUGCUCUUCAUUUUACUGGACGGCGAAUGAUGGAAAUGUAUGAGGAAAACCAGAGACAAAUGGCCCGCGGUGGUUCAGCAAAGGCAGGAGCACUUCUCCUUGCCGAUCUCCACGCCACCUCCUGUGGUCUCAAGGCCCUUGGGAGUUCCGUAGCAGCUGAGGGAUUAGAGGUAUGCCGACGCGCAUGCGGUGGUCAUGGCUAUAGUAGCUACAGCGGCAUCGGUCCAUGGUACGCCGAUUAUCUGCCAACUCCCACAUGGGAGGGUGACAACUACAUGUUGACGCAACAAGUAGCACGAUAUCUGCUCAAAUCUGCUAGAGCUGUCUAUGCCAACAAUGCCCCUGACAACGACACCAGCCGCAUUCUCAAGAAUUAUAUUCGCCGCCGAGACAUGGGAGCUGCGUUCGACAUCCUUGACAAUGAUGCUGACAUCGUAGACGCCUUCGCCUGGCGUACCGCUAACCUCACUUUUGAGGCCCUGAAAAACCGUGACGUUGCCAAGCGCUCAUGGAACAGCUUGCUCAUCGAUUUCUGGCGCCUCUCGACUGCCCACUCACAAUACCUCGUCGUGAAGAACUUCUACGAAAGUGUCUUUGCGCCCUCCACGGCCUCCGCCCUGGAUCCUGAAACAACCGCAGUCCUCCACAAACUCUUCCGACUCCAUGCUCUGUACACCUUGGAGCGCGAGUCCGCCGACUUCUUCACCUCGGGUGCUGUGACCAUCCGUCAAAUCACCCUCGCCCGGACCAAGGCAGUUGUCAAACUCCUUGACGAGAUCAGGCCCCAUGCGGUCCGGCUCGUUGACGCAUGGAAGUUCCCGGACUGGCAGCUUGACAGCUCCUUGGGCCGCUAUGAUGGCAAAGUCUACGAGGAUCUGUUCCACCGGGCCAGCCAAGAGAACCCUGUCAACAACUUCACGUUCGAUCCAUACCCAUGGAAUAACGCGGUGGUGAAGAAUGAGAAACAAAGCAAACUCUAA
Molecule: messenger RNA, 2049 nt
Organism: Blastomyces dermatitidis ER-3
Lineage: Eukaryota; Fungi; Ascomycota; Eurotiomycetes; Onygenales; Ajellomycetaceae
Product: acyl-CoA oxidase
Exons: 5
Coding region: 1-2049 (682 amino acids)
Biological process (GO): fatty acid beta-oxidation using acyl-CoA oxidase; lipid homeostasis
Cellular component (GO): peroxisome
Molecular function (GO): acyl-CoA oxidase activity; FAD binding; fatty acid binding
Source: RefSeq, a predicted model, not a curated record